Molecule: messenger RNA, 1248 nt
Organism: Styela clava
Lineage: Eukaryota; Metazoa; Chordata; Ascidiacea; Stolidobranchia; Styelidae
Source: RefSeq, a predicted model, not a curated record
UGUAUAGUUUGGAAAUGAUAUUCGUAGACUGUACCAGUAAGCUUUACUAUGAAAGUGUUAGGAUUUUUCAAGGUGUAGAUAAAUAAGGAUGCUUUAUGAUGGAAUAUUUUUUGCUUUUAUUGGCCUGUUUGAUGAAUUUUUGUCAUUCAAAAGACUCUUCGCAACAAAGAAUUGAAUGCCUAUCAGACGCAGAUUGCACGAAACAAAACGUCGUUUAUUCAAAAUUAGUUUGUUGCAGAAACGGAAUUUGUUGCUCAGAGACAAACCAUUAUCCAUGGAACACGAAGUGCUAUUCCGACAAUGACUGUACUGGAGUGAAGGGAUAUUUCGCGAAAGAUUUGGAACUUCCUCACUGUUGCCAAGAAGGCGAGUGUUGUGGCGACUACCAUCAUGACCAAGAGAAAUAUACGGAUAGCCCUUCCGAUGAUGGCCAUGAUGAUAAACCGAGCCACUCCACACGGAUCAUAUAUGCUUUCUCAAUUCUCGGUUUUUCACUGAUAAUAAUUUCCUUGGUUUCUUUUGCGGUCGCUAUGUUCCGAGCAGGAAAAUGUCAUAAAUGCCGCAAUGAUAAUGAAAUUAAUACUUCAACGCAAGAAAAUGAUCCACCGCCAACUUUUUCAGAUGUAGUUGGUAGUCAUUCAAACGGAACUACGGUUUUGGGUACGUCAUCGACAAUAAUCAUGUACAAUGUAGAGACUGAUACAGUGGGGCCGGGGCAGCGAAAUCAUCAAAAUCAACAAAUCCCGACGGUCGGCAUCCUACAGGACAACGAAUGGCCACCACUGCCCAAAUAUAAAGACAUGUUUCCCCAAAACAAUAAUAUUCCGAAUUCAGAACCUCCUAUAUACGAAGAAAGAGAGAACAAUGUUAACCGAUAUCACUGAAGAGUCAUUUCUCUCUUUUUAAAAGAGUCGGACUUGAACAUUUUGAGCCACUACCAAGAAAAUAGAAUCAAUUAGAUUCCGUUUUUCACUACGAAAUUUUGUGUAAUGACGUAACCAAAACUAAGAAUUGCGUGCCGUGGUUCCGUGAUCACAUCUCAGUGAUCUGGUUGGUGGUGAGAAUAUCCGAUUGUAAAAGAUUUGAUAAUACUUCGUUUUGGCUUACGUGUUCAUAUAUUUUAGCAUUUCUCUCCCUUUUUUAACUGGAGACUUUGAUCUGAUACGUACAAAAGAUACAGGGCGUUUUAAAAGUGUUCUUCUUUAAUUGGCUAUUCAAAAUGAAAUACGUUAAUGUAGAAUAACUAAA